UCUUUGGUCUGGUUUAUCAGGCACCAGCAUAAAAUUUAGUAAACAAUAAGCAUUAGAUUUAGACCUUAAUAUUUUUAGCAAUGUACGAUAACGAAUCUUUUCAUGUUUUUCGUGAUGAUAACGCGUCAGCAAAAGUAAAGGAAAAAAUCAAUCGUUCAAACCUACCCCGGAAAGCAAGGAAUUUCAGCAAGGAACAACUUCAGCUUGCUCUACGGAAGAAAAAAGAAUGCAAUGUUAGAGCUCAGGCUAUCGUCGAAGCUUUACUGGAGCCGAUAGAAGAUUCUGAAUGGUUCUUGGUUAAGCUGCGAGACAUCAAUCAGUGCCACUACGAGGAUGUUAUUGAAGAAAGAGCUAUUCAACGAAUGUGCGGCUAUCCGCUGUGUAGUAAACAGCUUACCAACGUGCCCAAACAAAAAUACGUGAUUUCUCUGUCCAACAAGAAGGUUUACGACAUAACGGAAAGGAAAAACUUUUGCACUGGAGAAUGCUACAAGGCCUCCAAUUAUGUCAAAAGCCAGAUGCUAACAAGUCCUCUGUGGCUACGGGAUCAGGAGGAUAUUCCCAAUUUUAAACUACUCCCAGGUACACCACCUAAAGAGCCUGAUGGUAGGAUGGUAACCAUUUCUUCACCGUUGACAUCCGCUCAACCAUCAACCGGUGACGAUGAUCUACGCAUUGUCGAAAAUCCAGUUAACGACAUUGUUGCAAGUACAAGCUUUACAGACAGCUGCCUUCGAGGAAGCAUAAGAGACGGCAAAGAGAUAACAUUUAAGGUUGCACACGAAACGACAAGUUCCAGUUGUAGUGAUAAUGAGCUGUGUAAAGAGAUGAAGAAAAUGACCGUUGAAUGAUAUAAGCUAUAUAUGAAAUAAAUACUUAAUACGAUAUGAGGUUGUAAA
This is a messenger RNA of Topomyia yanbarensis, 899 nucleotides long. RefSeq names its product putative RNA polymerase II subunit B1 CTD phosphatase RPAP2 homolog. The transcript is spliced from 4 exons. NCBI's taxonomy places the organism in Eukaryota, Metazoa, Arthropoda, Insecta, Diptera, Culicidae. Gene Ontology annotation, cellular component: cytoplasm; nucleus. Gene Ontology annotation, molecular function: RNA polymerase II CTD heptapeptide repeat phosphatase activity; RNA polymerase core enzyme binding. The record is from RefSeq and is a predicted model, not a curated record. The coding region runs from base 81 to 851 and encodes 256 amino acids.